AUGGCGAUGAUGAGCUGGACGCGGGAUCUGCUGAUGGAGGGGUUCGAGGGGCUGGUGCGGGAUGGGUCGUUCAAGUGGGGCCUCCCCCGCCGCGGGGACACGGCCCUGGACGACGGCGACGACGACGACGGCUCCCUCUCCGUGCAGCGCUCCUCCAUCGCAGGCCUCUCCUUCAAGGCCAACGCCGUCGUCGCCCGCUGCUCCAGAAUCCUUGGCGUUUCUAUCAAUGAUCUGCGAAAUAACUUUGAUAAGCAAGCAUCUGAUUCCAUAAAGCAGCCAAGAAGCUACGCAAGAAACUUUUUGGAGUAUUGCUGCUUCAUGGCACUUGCUCAGAUAUCACAACUCACAGGGUAUCUUGCUGACAAAAGCUUUCGCCGCUUAUCUUUUGACAUGAUGUUAGCUUGGGAGGUUCCCUCUUCUUCAAGCCAGCUCACUGUUAAGGUUGAGGUAGAUAGCACAGUUAGCUUAGAAGCUUUUACAAGAAUAGCACCUGCCAUCCCAAUCAUUGCUGAUGUAGUAACUUGUGCAAAUCUCUUCGAUGUACUUUCAUGUUCGACCGGAGGCCGUCUUUCAUUUUCUGUAUAUGAGAAGUACCUUUCAGAAUUGGACAGAGCGGUUAAAAAGAUGAAGACACAAUCUGAGUCGGCACUUCUAUCAAACUUUCGGUCUCAGAGAGGAGAAAGGAUUCUGGAAGUUGAUGGGACAUUGACAACACAACCAGUACUUGAACAUGUGGGUAUUUCAACAUGGCCAGGAAGAUUAAUACUCACAGAUCAUGCUCUUUACUUCGAAGCCCUUCGGGUUGUUACCUAUGAUAAGCCCAAAGUUUAUGAGCUUGCAGAAGAUUUAAAGCAGGUCGUUAAACCUGAGCUGACUGGUCCAUGGGGUUCACGUCUCUUUGACAAAGCCGUUAUGUACAAAUCAACAACCUUAACAGAACCUGUGAUCAUAGAAUUUCCGGAGUUGGCUGGCCAUUCCCGCCGAGAUUAUUGGCUGGCCAUUAUAUCAGAAGUACUUUAUGCCCAUAGAUUUAUUAGGAAGUUUGAUAAAAGUGGAGUUGACAAAGAGGAAACAGUUCUGAAAGCAGUACUUGGUAUUCUGCGGUUACAAGCCAUUGAAGAGUUACAUUUUGAAGUUCCAAAUCGACAUGAAUCUCUUUUGAUGUUCAAUUUAUGUGACAAACUUCCUGGAGGUGAUGUAAUACUUGAAACAUUAGCCAGUUCUAUAUCAUCAAGGACUUCAGAUCGAACUAACCAACCUGGCACAAGUAGAGGAAUGCAUGCUGUCCUGUCAAACCUGGGUGUGGUAUCACCAGUUAAUAGUGGUGAGAAAUUGUUUGUUGGUGAGAUAGUUGUUGGGGAAAUUAGUGCCUUGCAGAAGGCUGUUACUGACUCAAUGAACAACUAUAAGAAGGUUGAACUCGCCCAAGCCUCGGUUGAUGGAGUCAAAGUUGAUGGGCUUGAUACAAACUUAGCUGUCAUGAAGGAAUUGUUAUCCCCAGUAAGUGAGCUUUGGAGGGUUUUGCUUUUGCUCACAUCAUGGGACGAGCCUAUGAAGUCCAUGGUGUUUUGCUUUGUAUUCUCUUGCAUUAUCAUCAGGGGGUGGAUAGUCUAUUUUAUUGUCAUGGUGCUAUUGUUUUCAGCAACUUUUAUGUUUCUCACAAGAUUAACUAAUCAAGGAAAGCAAAUGAGUGAGGUAAAGGUGGUAUCCCCACCUCCAUUGAACACAAUGGAGCAGCUCCUAGCUGUUCAAAAUGCCAUUUCUAAAAUUGAGGAGCUCGUCCAGGAUGCAAAUAUUGUUCUUCUGAAGAUAAGAGCUCUACUGUUGGCUUUUCCAUCCCAGGUCUCUUUCGAUAUUUCAUUUUGUGAUUCUCAUAUCAUAGGCGACGGACAGAGCUAUUCUGGCAUUGGUACUGAUGGCCCUGAGCCUUGCCAUCGUGCCCACAAGAGUUUUGCUGCUGGUGUUGUUUCUGGAGGUAUCCACGAACCAGUCGCCACUACGAAGAGCAAGCACAGAAAGGUGUACCAGAAGGUUGAGAGAGUUGUGGUUCAGCAUACCUGCAGCUCCAGUGGUGGUGGAGAAGGAGAAAGAAGACAAGAAAACAAGAUGAUAUCUGUGUAUAUAACCAAUGUAAUCUUGUGUCUCCUGCUUGGCUGA
Messenger RNA from Miscanthus lutarioriparius, 2157 nucleotides. NCBI's taxonomy places the organism in Eukaryota, Viridiplantae, Streptophyta, Magnoliopsida, Poales, Poaceae. The record is from the annotation of a GenBank genome assembly.